AGGAGAAGUACAGCUAGAAGUACUACGGUAAAGGUAUCUCGCAACUAUGCAUAGGACCUGGUUGAGAGCGAAACCCAGCAUGAGAGCACACAACCCGGCAACAGGUGAAACGCCAGAUACAGGAGUCUUAUGGAUGAGAAGUCAAUUUCAAUGAGAUUGUUCGCGUUGCUCGUCAUUGUUCCCAGUGAAGGAGGGAGAUAUCAAUCCGAAGAGUUCCCAUGGGGUUUGUCAUUGUGUGACAAGAUUUCUGCUUCAAUUGCCAGCCAUUGCUUUGUUGCAGCAGCUGCCAACCAACUCUCACAAUUUCAAAUUCUUGCCGAUCGAAUUGCAGGACAGUAGGCAGCCCUUUUCACGUCUUUCGCACCCUUUCUCAAACUCUUCUAUAAAAGCAAAGCAAACACCAUGACCCAUUUUCUUCCCCUCGACGACAACAUAGACAUGCCAACAUUCUUCAUGGCCACUCCCUCCUGUCCCUCCUCUUCUGAGCUUUCCAGUCCUCCUCCUCUCGUGUGUACUGCAGACUCUUACCAUUCGACAGACAGGAUGCUCUCCAAGAAUCAAGAUAUCUUUUUGCCUCCUCUCGAUUCUUUGGAACAAUACAGUCAACAAGGGCCUUCCUCCUCAAGAAGAAGUCCCGUAUCUGUCAUGAGCAACCGACGGCAUUCCUACCUCAAGUCGAUUCCACUGCCCAAGACGACUCUGUCCGUGCGUGUCGACUCCCAGAGAACACUAGAAAGUGCUGCGCCCUGUACAGCAACCAGCUAUUACGAACAGACACCUCGAGCUCUUAUUGUUUCCGUGCCCUUCUUGCCCAAUCCAAGUGAGCUCGAACAGGAAGGUUCAUUGUCGUGCACCUCCAGGGCCCUUCCCCGAUGCCGUCUUUCACCCAAACGACACGGUGGGCUACCGGUACGACCCAAACCAAGAUCAGCUGCUGCCUUGUGCCCCAGCUUGCUUUGAAAGAACCAUCCGGGGCCGGCUGUAGACUAAACGAAACGACUUCCACUCAUGUGUCCGCAAUACCAAUAAUACAUAUAUAGUACAUAUAUAGUAGCCGCCAGCAACCAUCCUCCUUCAGUUGCUUGUUU
This is a messenger RNA of Seminavis robusta, 1088 nucleotides long. NCBI's taxonomy places the organism in Eukaryota, Bacillariophyta, Bacillariophyceae, Naviculales, Naviculaceae. The record is from the annotation of a GenBank genome assembly.